CCGACAGUAUGCUUUCUCUGAUGCACUGGUCGCCGGGCAAAACUCUGGUGAUAUUAACUAAUGGCUAUUUUAGAUGACAUGACAUAGCAACUUGAAUCAUCUCAGUUCUUGACUGACCUCUGUUGAACCAGGGCCGACCAAGAUGCCGGUGGAGUCAAGGUCAAUCAGAAACAGGUCAGCGACGGGUCGCUUUCCAACAGUCACUCUGGAUUUUGGACUAGACGAGGAGGAAAGUGGAAAAUCCAAACCUGAAGAGAAGGUGACGGAGGAAAACGCUUGCUCGCGGUGGCUAAGGAAGGCUUGUCACUGCUGCUACCCAGAGACUGAAGAGGACAUCACAGACACCUUGGUCACUGAUGAUGUGGACAAGGACGAAAAUGAGCUCAACGAACUCGUGCUCCGGGUGAAAUCAAUAGACCUGAUGAAAAGCAGAUCAGGUCAAAACCGCAUGGAGCAUCACACCAAUCUGUACCAAAGUGACGACUUCAUCAUCCGCAGAGGGCAGAGCUUCCUGAUGUGGAUCACCUUGUCUCGAGCCUUUGACAGCAGCACUGACAAACUCCACCUUGAACUGAAAUCAGGUGCGUCGCCAUCCGUGUCCAAGGGGACUCACGUCAUCGUCCCCCUGGUGGACAGUCUGGAGGAUGACAGGUGGGAGGCGGCGGUGGUGGAGAAGGUCGGCCAGCAGCUGAAACUCUCCGUCAACUCUCCGGCGACAGCAGUCGUCGGCAGAUAUCAACUCCAGGUGGAAACUCAGUGUCCUAAAGGUCAAGCUCUUUCCUCACACAACCCCGACAAUGACCUUUACCUGCUGUUCAACCCCUGGUGUGAAGAGGACACGGUCUUCCUAGAUUCCGAAGAGGAGCGACAGGAGUACAUCAUGAACGAGGUUGGCCGCAUCUACUACGGCACUGAGAACCAAAUUGGCGUGAGAUCGUGGAACUAUGGUCAGUUUCACCAGGGGAUUCUUCCUGCCUGUCUCUUCGUCCUGGAGAAGAGCGGAACUCCUCCGUCCGGGUGGGGGGACCCGGUGAAUGUGGUGCGAAUUGUUUCCGCCAUGAUCAACUCGCCCGACGAUCAGGGAGUCCUUGAGGGGAACUGGUCGGGAGACUAUUCCGCUGGGACCUGCCCUACUGUUUGGAGCGGGAGCGUGGAAAUCCUGCAGGAGUACCAUAAAAACAGCGGCGCCUCUGUCAAGUACGGCCAGUGCUGGGUGUUUGCUGGAGUGGUGACGACAGUGCUGCGAUGUCUGGGGAUCCCCGGCCGCACCGUGACCAACUUCAACUCAGCUCACGACACGGACGUCUCUUUGACCACAGACGUGUAUCUGGAUGAGGAUCUGGAGCCGCUGACUCAUCUGAAUGCAGACUCGGUGUGGAAUUUCCACGUGUGGAAUGACUGCUGGAUGGCACGUCCUGAUUUGCCUUCAGGCAUGGGAGGCUGGCAGGCGAUCGAUGCGACGCCUCAAGAGACCAGUCAAGGAACCUUCUGCUGCGGGCCGGCGUCGCUGACUGCAGUACGCACCGGUCAAGUCUACCUCAAGCACGACGCUCCGUUUGUGUUCGCUGAGGUGAACAGUGACAAAAUCUACUGGCAGAGGAAUGAAGACGGAACCUUCAGUCAAAUCCACAGUGAAAAGAAGAUCAUGGGCCACUUAAUCAGCACCAAAGCGGUGGGAUCAGACGAGCGCUGCGACAUUACACAUCUUUACAAACCUCCCGAAGGUACAGAGGAAGAGCGGAUUGCAGUGGAGACGGCGUGUCGCUACGGCACGAAGGCGCAGGCGUACUCCCCACCCACGGCCGAGGACGUGACCAUGGAGGUGACCAUGGAUGGUGACGCAGCGAAGAUGGGAAACAACGCUGACUUAACCAUCAAGUUGCAAAACAGCAGCACAGAGGAGCGAAGGAUUGUGCUGCACAGUCAAGUGGCUGUCAUGUACUACACUGGCGUCCACAAGGCCACAGUCAAGAAGGACAAGACGGACCUGGUUCUACUGCCCAGUGAAGAGAAGGUUUUGGAGUGGACCCUUCUCUAUGAUGACUACAAAGACCAGCUGGUGGACCAGGCGGCGCUGAUGCUGACUCUGUCGGGAAGAGUCAGAGAGACCCAGCAGGUCCUCGCCACACAGUUCAGCUUCAGACUCAGGACACCAGACCUCACCAUCAAGCCCAUCGGCAAGGCAGUGGUCGGGGAGAAGAUGGCUGUGGAGAUUUCUUUCACCAAUCCGCUCCCUCGAACGUUGAAGUCUGUGAUCUUCCACGUGGAGGGUCUCGGCCUUCUACCUGCUCGCAAGAUGAAUUAUGGAGAUAUUGGCAGCCGUGUCACCACGACUCUGACCGAGCACUUCGUCCCCUCUCUGCCUGGACCGAGGAAAUUACUGGCUUCAUUGGACUGCAAGCAGCUCACGCAGGUUCACGGUGUGACCGACAUCGUCGUGCAGGAGAGGAGCCAUGUAGCUGCCUCCUGAAUUCAACCCCCAGAUCUUCCAUUUUGUCACACACUGGCCACCACCGUAACUCAUGCAUGCAUGCAUGCAUCACCACAAAGGAUUCUUUCCUGACAUGCUGAACAUAUAACCCAAAUGUCUUAUUUUAUAUGUUACAAAUCCUUUCAAUUAUAUCCGUAUUUUAUAUAGCUUUGACCUGUAGUAUAUACAUGCUCAAAAUCAUUCGUAUUUAUUGUAUACAGAUCAAUACAUUUCUGCAAAUGUUCAUCUUCCUAAUCUUGAGAAUGUUACAUUCUCUUCAGGGCUAUUUUGAUUUAGAAAUAAUUCAUUAUGUAUGGUCAAAUGAGAUGAAAUAUGUAUUUUUUGAAUUGAUCAACAAAUACAUGUAUACAGAAUCUAUAAUAAUAAUAAUAAUAACUCUCCGACAGAUCGCUCUGAUGUCCCUCAGGAUAACGGACCGUUGUGCCCAUCAAUCCCCUCUGGUGGUCACCCCGCAAUAGAAUAUGCAGUCGUUUGGCUGAGGAAUGCGUUUGGGCAGCAGUGAGCUCGCUGCAAGUGGAGAUUGAAAGCCUCUGAUGGACUGGCAGUUUUGUGAAGUCUCUUAGUGGCAACAGACUCAUGGCUACCCAGUGCGGCCUUGAUACACUGUUCUGAAGAUGGAUGAUGUUCAGUAACUGGUCAAAGAAAAGGGUUAAAGGGUGUAGUCAUUGGACAUCAACAUGAGUGACAGCGUCCACAUUAACCGCAAAGCAACAAUAGUCUCAGCUGAACCACCGAGUGAGAGGAUCAGAACCAAAUGCUCGAGCUCUCCUAAUCUUACUUCCACAUCUGUCUGUGAUCCCCUCUCUUUCACACAGCCUCUGCUUAAGGGGUCAGUGUAUGGAAAUUAAAAAAGUAAAAAAUAGAAUUUGUAAAAAAUUGACAUAGUUAAGCACAUAAAUCCACAUUGUUGUUCUUUUGCUACCCCCCACCACCACCAUGUGACCACAUGUUUUUUAUUGCUAAUUUUUAUUAGCCCACAUUAUACAAUUCAGAAACACACAUUGCAGUUGUCUGUAUGAGCGACUGGGUAAUCGGAAGUGUAGUGUCCUUUUGCUCUAUACUGGAGGAUCCCCGUCCGUCUGCCCCCACAUUCGACUGAACUGUCCCCCGGAGCCCCCUCCCAUUACCCCAGUUCUGCUGUCAUGAGUUAGAGUGACAGUCGUGUGUUUCACUGGCACCUGAGCAAUGCGCCUGUCCAGCUGGUGCAUGCGGCAGUAGCACUGGCGCAACGCGGCAAAAAAAUGCGCCGCCAUCCUUUUUUUUUUUUUUUUUUUUAACGUGGCCCAUGCCGCCCCCCCUAUAAGGCCAGGCUGACCUGCGAACGUUGAGUACAUUCAGAAGUUCAGUUUCACCAGUAAUGUGUCUCGGUUUUGAGCCUUUCGGUUGCUUUCAAAUGCAUACUUGUUUUGUUGUUGAAGUUUCCGGAAAGAAAUCAUCACAGUGAAAUCUGAUUUAGUGUUGGGCUUAUUUUAAACAGAGAACAUAAACGCCAGGGUAAAGGAGCAUCAGCUGUGUUUGGCUCGGUUGUUGGCAGAGCAGAGUGUGUGACAGGAUAAUAGCUGUGGAUGAUGGGGCAGCAGAGAACAUGGCAGAAUAUUGCACCGCUUGCAAGGUGAUUCAAAACAGAAACCAGAAACAAAAAAAAAUACGCUGUCACGUUGAACAUAGCAGGAAAAUAUGCCAUCAGUUACGCUGAGGAGAAGCUUUGCGUCCAUUAAAAUCAGCCCACCUUCGAGUUCUAACAAAUUCAGUGUCAUUUGAUGUCGGUCUGUAACCCAUUUUUUUUGGCCAGUCGAUCAAAGUCGAUCAAAUCUUCAUGUCUGACUUUACACGAUGAUGUCAGGACGUUAUCAUGGCAUCAUUGUGUGGAGCAAGUUCAGAGAGGCUUAUUUAUCGCCUCCUGCUGUUGGAGACACUCAUCUCUGUUCUGUUUGCUUCACAAGUCACAUGAACCAUGUCAGUGACGUUUCGCAUAGCCCAGCUCCUUAUCUGGUAAAUCUAGAAUUAAUAAGGACAUGCACUCAAACACCAGACACACUGACGCGACAGUUUAAAAGCAAUAAAAGGUCAGUGUCACUGCGAAGUUCAGCAGGAAUGUGAACUUGUGGCUGCACACUUCAUGAAGAGAGAAGUCAACUUCUGGUCAUUUGAAUUGAUUCUCUCUGCUGAAAACUCAAACGUGGAAAGUCACUUCUGAGAACAACUGGAACACACUGCAGCAUGACCAGCAUGCAGACACCGCUAUCCUUUAGAAUGUACAAGACAUGAAAGACCUUGACUGUUCAGCUGACUUCCUAAAUGCACCUUAUGUUCCUAAAGUCACAUGCUUCUCUUCCACUCCUGGACAGACAUUGGUUCUUGAUGGACAGGAGUACAUUUUAUAGCUCUGUUGUCAAUGAGUUCUGCUUUAAAUGUUGGGAAAGAGGAACUCAGAAAAGAAUGAGGGAUCAAUUUCUAAAUCGAUAAGUCCAAUGGUACAUGUGGGUGGUGUGUGGGACCACAUGCAGCCCUGCAUCAUCUCAUGAAAAAACAAAAAACUUCACUUAUUUACCUAAAAUUACAUUUGUUCCUGUGUCACUUAUUCUUUCCCCGAUAGUAUUUUAUUUUAUAUUUAUCUCUAUUUUUAAAACUUGUUCUACAGUGUGUUUUUUGAUUACACAUUGAUCAGAAACAGCUUGAUAAUUAUACCAAUCCAUUUGUUCAAAUCUAAUUUUUGUUACUUUAGCACAGCCUUUUUUUUUUUUUUACUUUGUUUGCAAAGAUUCUCAAUAUAAAUAAAUGUUGGACAAUGUUUUAAAGUGAUGAAUAUUUUGGAAUCUAUGGGUAAAGUAACAUUUUUUCAAGACAUUUAUUUAUUUUUGAGGGACAAAAACUAUCACCCAAUAGAAUAAUGUAAUAUACAAUUUUACUGAUAUA
Messenger RNA from Synchiropus splendidus (mandarinfish), 5407 nucleotides. RefSeq names its product protein-glutamine gamma-glutamyltransferase K-like. Gene Ontology annotation, molecular function: protein-glutamine gamma-glutamyltransferase activity. The transcript is spliced from 14 exons. Bases 143 to 2470 code for a protein of 775 amino acids. Lineage: Eukaryota; Metazoa; Chordata; Actinopteri; Syngnathiformes; Callionymidae. The record is from RefSeq and is a predicted model, not a curated record. Gene Ontology annotation, biological process: peptide cross-linking.